AUGGGCGCUGGAACCAGCUGCAAAUGCGAUGGAACGACGGAGACCCCCAAAACUUCAGUGGAGGUGGUCACGAUCAAGACUGAAGAGAAGAACACAGAGAACGAACGCUCAAGCCCCAGAGAGGAGGUCCCGUCGCCCGAUUCAAGAAGGACUUCCGUGUCGUCAGCAUCGACCACCUCACGCCCCGGCAUCGACAAAAUCCUCAGCCUGAGAAGCGCCGAGUUGAUGCGAGGCAUCUCCAUAAAGGAAUCUCUGCGUCGCGGAGGGCGACUGUGGCGAAAAUCCCCCAUCGACUUACCGGAGAAGGAGAAAGCUGGACUUUGGUCACGUUCGCGACAGGUCGACUACUUCGACAUUUUCCUGUCGCACACGUGGGCUACCAGAGGAUGUUGGAAGUACCUCUCCCUGUCCUUUCAGCAGGGCUGGAGCUAUGCUCUACUAUCAUGGCUUUUUCUCCUCGUGGUUUUGGAGCUCCUAUGCUGUUUACGCCUUGCGCCGGUGCUGGGCACUGUCAGCUUCGAAGUACAAGGUUUCGAUGCGAAGUGCCCCUUCAGUGGCCUUGGGAUGCUUGUGGCCAUGCCGGUGUCGGUCCUCACUUUCUUCCUGGUUCCUUACAUUCCCGACAUGGGCAUGGGCCGCAAGAAGCAAUCCUGUUUCCUCGAUGUGGUCAGCAUCCACCAAUGCAAUGCCAAGAUCAUGCAGCAAGGAAUCUAUGGGCUUGGCGGCUUCCUGAGUGCUUCCAAAGAAAUGAGAAUCCUUUAUUCCGGACCUUAUCUCUCCAGGUUAUGGUGCGUUUUUGAACUAGCUGCCUUCCGCACGGCCAACCCGACCGGCAGGAUCCGUUUCGCUCCGUUGUUUGUGGAGCUCGGUGUGGCCGUCCUCUGGCUCGGAGGCACAUUGGCCAUUAUCCUCUACAUUGCGGGCUUCCUCACGGACUUUCGCGGCACAGCUCUUCUUGUCGUUGCACUGCUCCCACUUCUCGCAGUCUUCCACCUCCUGCGGCAGAACUUGGCCCGGAAGCGGCAGGUCUUCUUGGCCUUGGCGAGCUUCGAACUGUCGGAUGCGAGUUGCAGAUUGGCCUCCGACAAGGAGUUCAUCUACAACGCCAUCCGGAAGUGGUACGGCAGUCUAGACGCCUUCACCGCCCAUGUUCGCGGCCCACUUCGUGACGAGCUGCUAAAAGACCAUGUGGGCACAAGCCUGCCAUGGUACUACGGCGUGCUGAUUUCGACCCCGUGGAUUAGCCUAGGAACGGAUGCGCUGGCCGCCUUGGUGAGAGGGGACGCCCCCCUCUACGCCAUCUUGGCGUAUGGCUUUGCCAUGACGCUGGGCCUCUUCACCUUUUGGUGGCUCUUUACCAUGCAGUAUCGAUUGGGCCACAACACGCACGGAACGUUUCAGUUCGGCCGGCCCGAAGAAAAUGGUUCUUGCUGCUCCUUUGCCACCGGUGCCCAUCGGCAGAAAGAUGCCCCGGCCUCGUUGGAGCCCUCUGUUCAAGGAAAAGGGCCGCAAGACUUUGCCAAUACUCUUCCCUGGGACUUCUCGCUAUCAACGUCCUCCUUUUGCGGUGCUGCGGGUGCAGUCUUGGCUCGCUUCCCCUCUGCCGAACAUGGUCACAAGGGCUGGGUCGCCAUCGCAGCGUGCAGUCGGGCUGGCAAGUGGCCGUGGUCGCUGGCCAUCUACCAGGAGAUCUACGCCCGUCGCCUAGCAGAUGUUGUUACCUUCAAUGCAGUGCUGAGCGCCUGCGACAGGGCCGGGCAAUGGCACAGGGUGCGAGUCCUCCGGCAGCAAAUGGAGGCUGCCGGCAUCCUCCCCGACCUGGUCACAUACAACACGACCAUCGGAAGUUGCGGCCGGACCGCCAGCUGGACGCGAGCACUGCAUCUCAUCACCGAAAUAGGGCAGGAAGACCUUCAGCCGGACUUGAUCAGCUUCAAUACGAGCAUCAGCGUUUGUGAGAAAGGAGGCGAUUGGCAACAGGCUCUGCAAUUAUUCGAUGACCUUGAGCAUGCGAGCAUUGAGCGUGACGUCAUCUCCUUCAACGCCACUGCUGCUGCUUGUGCCCGGGCCGCGCCGGGCGAAGUUGCAGAAGCACUACUGGGAGCGAUCUUCGAACAAGUCAUGCAACCGAGCCUUGUGACCUACAACACGCUGAUUACGGCUCAUGACCGGAGCCAUCAGUGGCAGCGCGCAUUGGAAGUCCUCGCCACGGCGCGUGCGGUGUCGCUUGCAGACGUUGUGUCCUUCAAUGCCGCCAUGUCUGCGUGCGAUCGAGGUGGGCAGCUCCAUCAUGUACUGAGCUUGAUGAAAGACCUUAAGGAGGCGAGCCUUCAGCUUACCAUCGUCAGUUACAGUUGCGCCAUCAGUGCGUGUGAGCGGGGCGGCCAAUGGCAGCAAGCUCUUUACUUGCUCAGUGAGCUCUUUCUGGCGGACGUCCGGGCGAACGUGGUUACGUAUGGUGCGGCCAUGUCGGCGUGCGAGAAAGCCGAGCGCUGGGAUUUGGCCAUGCACCUUUUUACCGAGCUUGGCCGCAGAGGAUUGAAGACGAACCUGAUCAUCUACAACACAGCCAUGAGCGCAUGUGAGAAGGGUGCACAAUGGCAGCUGGCACUGUUGCUGCUGCAGAAUCUCCUAGACGAGGCGCUAGAGGCUGACAUCGUAUCCUGCGGCGCUGCUGUCAGUGCCUGUGAGAAGGGCAGGCGCUGGGACGCCGCCCUGGCCUUACUUCUGGAACUGCCCUCGCGAGGAGUGCAGCCCAACCUCAUCGUUUGCUGUGCAGCUCUUACGGCAGCCUGCCACAGCAGUGAGUGGCGGGCAGCUUUCUGCCUCUUCAAGGAGAUGGGUCAGUCAGGCAUCGAAGCAGACGCCAUUGCUUACGAAGUGGCCACCCGCUCGUGUGAGAUCGGAGGGCAGCACGAGGAAUCUUUGGUUCUCUUGCCUCGGGUGGCCAUGGGCGGAUUCUUCUCCAGCGAAGAGGCUGAGAAUGAGGAGGCAGACACUGCCGAGAGGCAUGCCGAGGACAUCCGUGGGCAGACGACGAGUCUGCAAUUAGAUGGGGCAGGUCUGAGCGAGCAAUCCGAGCCUUCCUAUCGCAAGCUUUGGUGCUGCUUGAACCUGCCUCGCCAGGACUGUGGCUGGCAUGGCGUGCACGUGCCUGUCAAGGUCAACUCCCUUGAGCCGACGAGGAUCGAGACUGAGAAUUUCCGUGGCCACAUCCUUUUCCUGCACAGGCCCCUCGAAGAGGGUCAUCCCUGGCCGUACGGGAAGCAAUUCGAGGGGAAGUCGCGAGUUUGGGAGCUGCGCGUUCAAGGUGUCUUCAUCUCAGACCCCGGGGACAUCCAUUUCGCAGUGGAGCUUGAGAAGCCGAUGACUCUCAGCUGGGCCUCGCAGGUGACGAUGAACAUGAUCAUGGCCUUUGCCCAUGCCAUGACUGCCUUGCGUGGCGUCGUCUUCGACUACAACCUUUUUCACGAAGAAAGAGAUGACGGGGACAUGAUUCUGCCGUAUUUCUCAUGCCCGCUCGCUGGAGCCGAUGUGGUCUUGCAGACCCCGCAGGGUGCGGCGCCGCCCCGGUUGACCGAGCCGUUCGAGAAGAUGACACCCGAGGAGAAGAUGGCUGUGGAGCUGAACACCACGGAUACCUUCACCUUCCUCUUCUGGACAAACCGAUCGGACUUCCUGCGAUGGGAGCUCGUUAAUCUUCCACUAGGCCUGGGGGACAAGAUGGAGGUUUUCCAUGGACCGCAGCCAAUCAACUUCGUGGUGUAUCGAAAGCGUCCGGGCGUUGACCGCUCUCCGCUAACAGUGCGUGACAAAGACUACUUGUUCCGCUUGGUGAUCCAUCGCGAAAAACACGAGGAACUGGAUGCUUCGCCCGAGAGCCCUGUUCGGCUGGCUUCGUUGGCCGAUGCCUCCAAAGCGCUUCCUGAGUCGUGCUGCUGCUUUCCUUGGCUAUGGCGGUAA
This is a messenger RNA of Symbiodinium sp. CCMP2592, 3963 nucleotides long. The record is from the annotation of a GenBank genome assembly. Lineage: Eukaryota; Dinophyceae; Suessiales; Symbiodiniaceae.